UUGUUGAAAAUCUUCGAUUUUGACCAGUCUGAUUAUGAUAGAAUGACCAUAGCAACCAUUAUGGUCAGACCAGCCUUGAAAUGAAAUUUACCCAUUAUGAUUCAAAUACACUCACUAUCUUUGUUUUUUGUAUUUCAGGUGUGUGUUUCAAUAAGCCAAUGGUUGAAUUUCAUUGUUGAUGACAUACAAGAAAAAAUUCAUGAAGAUUUCCUAGAAUAAAGUUUUGAGGUGUAAAAUUUUUGGCCACUGCAAACAGAGUCUAGCACACAGAAAAUAUUCAUUCGCAGUGAGUCGCCCAGGAAAUUUAGAGGACUGUUAUACUUAUUCGACGCCACUUUUCGACCAAUCAAAAUCCAAGAAAUUUCCAUUUUGGGCUACAAUAUAUAUUAGAAUCAAACAAAAUAAAGACGAAAAAUGGCGGGAUAUAGGAAUCCAGGAUACCUGCCACACCACCAUGCCAUUUUAACGGAAAACAGCAAAUUGCUACGAACAAUACUUGCGGACGGAAUUAAAAACGUGGCACACAAAUUAAAUGAACGUUUUGUUUUGAGUGAUCAUCAGUUGAACAUCAUAUUAAAAACAGUCCCUCAUCAACCAGAUGAUGGUGUAUUCGAAUUAAUAAAAAUACUAAAAGGCAGCUCGGCGGUACAUUUUGACAGAUUUAUCGAAUGUUUGAAGGACCUCGGGUAUUUAGGAUUGGUUCAGAAGCUUACAGAAAGACAUUCAACUAGUGUUAAUACAAUCCCCCAAAUAGAAACACGACCAUCUCCUAGUACCAGUAGUAGUACAGAUACAGUAUCAGCUUUGGGUCUACAAACAGUAACACGGCCAUCUCCUAGUACCAGUAGCAGUACAGAUACAGGAUCAGCUUUAGUUUCACAAACAGAAACUUUACAUGGUAAUACUAGUACAGAAAUCCGGGUAUCCAUUAUAGGAAAGACAGGGGUUGGUAAGAGCGCACUAGGGAAUGCGCUGUUACAACACAAUAUCUUUAAAUCACAACAACAGACUUCCUCUGUAACAUCAGAAUGUGGUUUGGGACAACGACAUCUUCAAUUAAAUGGUGUAGAUACCUUACUAAAAGUUGUGGAUACACCAGGUUUGUUUGACACGGGUAACAGUAACAAAACAAUAGCCAAGGAAAUCGUUAAAUGUAUUAAUAUUUUAUCACCAGGGCCCCAUUUAUUUAUUAUGGUAUUCAGAAUUGACUCAAGGCUCUCACAAGAUGACAUAAAAGUUCUUGAAUACUUUAAAAAUACCUUCGGUGAAAUGAUUGAUAAAUUUGCCGUUGUGGUGUUUACUGGGAAAGAUCUACUGGUUGAUCGAAGUGAAGAUGGUGCUAUAGACGAAUUUCAUACUCAUUUGUCAACAUUUAGUGAUGUUUUUAAACACUGCCCAUCCACAACGAUCAAUAAUGGAAGGAAAGAUACAACAGAAGGAAAGACGAAGGAUGUUGAUAGAAUCUUACAAUUACUUCAGACAACUAUACAGAAAAAUGGUGGGGCCUAUUAUAAAAACGAAAUGUACGAAGAGGCGAAGAAGUUGUUUGAAGACCAAGAAGUAGUCAAUCAAAACAGAUUGGCCGAAAUAGCUAAACUGACGAAGCAAAUUGAACAAUUGAAACAACGGGAAGAGGAACAAAAACAACGCGAAGAACAACAAAAACAACGAGAAGAGGAACACAAACAACGGGAAAACAAUUUGAGAAAUUGGGAGCUAGCACUGAAACACAAAGAAGAUGAACUUUCUUACACAGAACAAGCCACCACAUCAGCAUAUCAAUACGUUGAAUACCAAGAGAGUCCACCUCGUGCCAAGAGGAGAAAGUUUAUAUCUAGAAGAGAGGCGAGGAUGAUGUCACCUGAAGAUAACAAUACUGUAAUACUGCACCAUACAGAUCAGAGAUAUGGAGAAAUGUCUGGUUCGUCCCAAGGGAAUCAGUUCAUGAUUAGAGAAAUGGCGGAUAGACGUCACUAUGAUGUAUCACAUUCAGGAGUCGGCAACAGAUCAGAGAUACACGAGGAAUAUGGUGACCUGCCACACCACAGGGUCAUUUUAACGGCAAACAGCGAAUUACUACGAACUACACUUGCGGACGAGAUUGAAACUGUGGCACGCAAAUUACAUGAACGUUUUGUUGUUCAUGAUUAUCAAUUGACCAGCAUAUUAAACGCAGUCGCUAAACAACCAAAGGAUGGUGUAUCUGAAUUAAUAAGAAUACUAAAAGGCAACCCGAAACAUUUUGAUGCAUUUAUCCAAUGUUUGAUAGACCUGGAAUAUAAAGGAUUGGCUGAGAAGCUCACAGGACGAGCUAACAUGUCUGGUAAGACAAAUAAUGGUAAAAGGAAAUCUUCAGAAAGUCAUUCCACUAGUAAGAAUUCAAUUUUCCAAGUAGAAACACGACCAACCCCUAGUACCAGUAGUAGUACAGAUACUGGAUCAGCUUUAGUUUCACAAACAGAAACUUUACAUGGUAAUACCAGAACAGUUGAAUACCAAGAGAGUCCACCCCAUGCUAAGAGGAGAAAAGUUAUAGCUAGAAGAGAGAAAGGAAAGAUGCCACCUGAAGAUGAAUGUAGAAUAAUAUCAAACUACGUGUAUUUAACAGAGAAUCUGAAUCCUCUACACCCAUUAUUAGACAGCUUAAUUGAAAUAUAUGUUCUAAAUGAAGAUGACUUGGAAAAAAUCAGGAGAGCGGAAUCUAGCGCCGGUACAAAGGCAAUGAUUCGUCAAUUUCUAGAUAUUCUUCGAACUUGUGGUAGACAUGCUUAUCCUAAAUUUAUCCAUUGUUUAAUUAAAUCAGGAUAUGGAGAAGUGGCUGAACAAUUAACAUCGGAUGUUGAUAUGGAUGGAAUAGUUAAAAGGGAAGAGAAACAAUUACGGACAGAGAAAAAAUAUUUACAGUUACAGAAAAAACUUCAACAAAUAAAACAGGAGAGUGAACAGGCGAUUCACAUAUCUGCCAAAGAGAACCGGAGGAUAAAAACGACGUUGAACUCAUGGAGGAUAGCUUUAAAAACAAAAACCAAUAUCUUGGUUCGAUUCAAGUCCGAGAUGAGAACAAAAACGAAGCUACUUGACCGACUAAAAGAGGAACGGGACACAAGAAAUGAGGAUCUACAAAUGACAAAAGUGAGAAACCGUAUUUUGUGCGAUGAGCUGGACCGAAUUUAUGAACAAAAUGUUAUAAUAGACAGAAUUAAAGAGGAAUUUGAAGAUGAUGAUAAUGGACAAGAUGUAGAAAUAAAUAAAUCCGAUUAUUCGUCAGUUGAUAUUCAAGCAAGGGAUGGGAAACUGCUGGUAAAACAAGAACCUCUAGAUGUACAUCAGGCUGAAGAUGUAAAUGAGACUGAUGAUAUAGAUCGUAGUCUUCCAACAGAUGAUACACCUGUUGACGGCAUUACAAAAGACAAAGUUGUUGAAAAUACUGGCUUGUUUGUUAAACAAGAACCACAAGAUGUAAAUGAAACUUGUGACGUAACACAACCAACUGAUUUGUGGUCUACUACAAGACCAGAUAUAGAUCAGACUCAUGAAGUAUUCCAGCCAGCUGGUGAUCAACAAGAUAUUACAACUUUAUUGACACCAGGUCACCACUCACCAAAUCUAGAGUCUUGUCUACAAUCCACUUCCCAACAUCAGGAUAUAGAGUCUGGUCAACCAUCAACAUCAUCGAGUCUAGAUUUUAGUCAUAUUAAUCAACGUAAAGAUGAUACAACACCAGUUAAAACAUCACCUGUUUACGAUGAUGAUAAAGUUGCAACUAAUGAUGUACUUGUAGGAGAACUCAAAGAAGAUAAGUCUGUUUCAGAAUAUAGUGAAAAAGGGGGGACAAAUUUGAUCCAGAACAGUGGAGGAAACCUGUAUAGAUGUGAUAUUUGUAGUAAAUCAUUCACCACCAGUAGUAGUCUACAGAAACAUAUCAGAAUUCACACUAGUGAGAAACCUUAUAGAUGUGGUGUUUGUAGUAAAUCAUUCACCACCAGUGGUAGUCUACAGAAACAUAUCAGAAUUCACACUAGUGAGAAACGUUAUAAAUGUAAUGUUUGUAGUAAAUCAUUCACCACCAUUAGUAGUCUACAGAAACAUAUCAGAAUUCACACUAGUGAGAAACCUUAUAAAUGUAAUGUUUGUUGGAAAUCAUUUUCUACGAGUAGUACUCUACAGACACACAUUAGAAUUCAUACUGGUGAAAAACCCUAUAGAUGUGAUGUUUGUAGUAAGUCAUUCACCACCAUUAGUAGUCUACAGAGACACAAGAGAAUUCGUACAAGAGAUAAACCAUAUAAAUGUGAUGUUUGUUGUAAAUUAGUUAGAUUGAAAAGUUAUCUAAAAGUGCACAUGCGAACUCAUACUAAAGAAAAACACUACAACUGUAGUGUUUGUAGUAAAUCAUUCACCACCAUUAGUAGUCUACAGAAACAUAGCAGAAUUCACACUAGUGACAAACCUUAUAAAUGUGAUGUUUGUAGUAAAUCAUUUUCUACGAGUAGUAGUCUACAGACACACAUAAGAAUUCAUACUGGUGAAAAACCCUAUAAAUGUAAUGUUUGUAGUAAGUCAUUCACCACCAUUAGUAGUCUACAGAGACACAAGAGAAUUCGUACAAGAGAUAAACCAUAUAAAUGUGAUGUUUGUUGUAAAUUAUUUAGAUUGAAAAGUUAUCUAAAAGUGCACAUGCGAACUCAUACUAAAGAAAAACACUACAACUGUAGUGUUUGUAGUAAAUCAUUCACCACCAUUAGUAGUCUACAGAAACAUAGCAGAAUUCACACUAGUGACAAACCUUAUAAAUGUGAUGUUUGUAGUAAAUCAUUUUCUACGAGUAGUAGUCUACAGACACACAUUAGAAUUCAUACUGGUGAAAGACCUUAUAUAUGUGAUGUUUGUAGUAAGUCAUUCACCACCAUUAGUGGUCUACAGAGACACAAGAGAAUUCGUACAAGAGAUAAACCAUAUAAAUGUGAUGUUUGUUGUAAAUUAUUUAGAUUGAAACGUUAUCUAAAAGUGCACAUGCGAACUCAUACUAAACUGUAGUGUUUGUAGUAAAUCGUUCAGUAAAAACAGUGCCCUAUUAAAACAUAUUAAGAGUCAUACAGUAGAAAAACUAGUGUGAUGUUUGUGGUAAGUCAUUUACACGGCAUGGAACCCCUACAGACAUCUAGUGUGAUGUUUGUAGUAAGUCAUUCACCCAGUCUGGAACCCAAGUGUGAUGUUUGUAGUAAGCCAUUCACCCAGUUUAGAACCCUAGUGUGAUGUUUGUAGUAAGUCAUUCACCCAGUUUAGAACCCAAGUAUGAUGUUUGCAGUAAGUCAUUCACUCAGUUUAGAACCCAAGUGUGAUGUUUGUAGUAAGCCAUUCACCCAGUUUAGAACCCUAGUGUGAUGUUUAAGUGAUAGUCUACACACAUAAGAAUUAAAAUUUGAGAGAAACCUUAUAAAUGUGAUGUUUUUGGUAAAUCAGUCAGUCACAGCUGUUUGCUACAGCAACACCAGAUAUUAUAGCAGGGAUUGGAUGGCUGAAUAGUUAGCAUGAGCGCGUUGUAUCAUAAGGUCUUUAUUGAGUCAACUGGCGUGGUUUCGAUUCCCAGUUGGUCACUGGUACAUGGUAGUGUGAUGUUUGUAGUAAGUCAUUCACUCAGUUUAAAACCCUAGUGUGAUGUUUGUAGUAAGUCAUUCACCCAGUUUAGAACCCUAUUGUGAUGUUUGUAGUAAGUCAUUCACCCAGUUUAGAACUCAAGUGUGAUGUUUGUAGUAAGCCAUUCACCCAGUUUAGAACCCUAGUGUGAUGUUUGUAGUAAGUCAUUCACCCAGUUUAGAACCUAGUGUGAUGUUUGUAGUAAGUCAUUCACCCAGUUUAGAACCCUAGUGUGAUGUUUGUAGUAAGUCAUUCACCCAGUUUAGAACCCUAGUGUGAUGUUUGUAGUAAGUCAUUCACCCAGUUUAGAACCCUAGUGUGAUGUUUGUAGUAAGUCAUUCACUCAGUUUAAAACCCUAGUGUGAUGUUUGUAGUAAGUCAUUCACCCAGUUUAGAACCCUAGUGUGAUGUUUAAGUGAUAGUCUACACACAUAAGAAUUAAAAUUUGAGAGAAACCUUAUAAAUGUGAUGUUUGUGGUAAAUCAGUCAGUCACAGCUGUUUGCUACAGCAACACCAGAUAUUAUAGCAGGGAUUGGAUGGCUGAAUAGUUAGCACGAGCGCGUUGUAUCAUAAGGUCUUUAUUGAGUCAACUGGCGUGGUUUCGAUUCCCAGUUGGUCACUGGUACAUGACAAGGGGUAGUAUAGCUUGUCCAACCUCGUGGGUUUUCUCCAGGUCCUCCGGUUUCCUCCCACUGCUAAAGACCCUACUUUCUGAUAUAACAACUCUUACUCUCACAACUCUUUGUAUCAUCCUUAUUGUGGGGGCUGUGGAGGGCGUCUCAUAAUUGUAAUAUGUAUGUAAUAAUAGUUGUACAGUUAUGUAUCCACCUGUAUUUUGAUAUAUAUAUAUAUAUGUUUAUAGUUAUGUAUGUAUGUACUGUACCUUUGUUUUAUGGUCGCCUGUCCAACCUUGUGAUUUUUCUCCGGGUCCUCUGGUUUCCUCCUACUACUAAAGACCCCUACGUUCAAGCGAAUUAUGGAAAUAAAAUUGAACCAUAUGUUAGUCCCAAAAUGACCUAGUUUGUGUCAAGUGGACGUUAAACCCCAUUUCUCUGUCUACUCAGUUUUUAGUAUAUCUAUAUUGUAAAUGAUCCAAUUACUUACAAAACAAUAAAUAUGUGACAGCCUCUGUGGAGUUUCUGUUUGGAUGACUUUGCGGCUGUGGCCUUAUGUUUUGUUUCCUGGCAACCUAUCUUUGUAAUAAAUGUUAAUUACUGCACCAUGUAUAAACCAAAAUGCACCAUUAAAUUUCUUGUAAAAAACCCAGUUAUUAUCAAGAUAUUUGUAUAUGCAUGUUUACAGUUGUACAUGUAUGAAUUUUAAUUAUUGUUUAAAUAAAUGUUCUGUCACAGUUAAUAUGUUAUUAAAAUUUUAGAUUUUCCUG
Molecule: messenger RNA, 7022 nt
Organism: Patella vulgata (common limpet)
Lineage: Eukaryota; Metazoa; Mollusca; Gastropoda; Patellidae
Product: zinc finger protein 271
Exons: 15
Coding region: 415-5037 (1540 amino acids)
Biological process (GO): regulation of transcription by RNA polymerase II; regulation of apoptotic process
Cellular component (GO): nucleus
Molecular function (GO): RNA polymerase II cis-regulatory region sequence-specific DNA binding; DNA-binding transcription activator activity, RNA polymerase II-specific; GTP binding
Source: RefSeq, a predicted model, not a curated record